This is a messenger RNA of Acaulospora colombiana, 262 nucleotides long. Lineage: Eukaryota; Fungi; Glomeromycota; Glomeromycetes; Diversisporales; Acaulosporaceae. The record is from the annotation of a GenBank genome assembly.
GAACAUGGCACUCGCAAGAGGGUCAGUACGUAUCUUACGUCCGCCGACACUCCCUUCCCCAACAGUCAGAGAUGGUGGGUGGUACGAUAUACGUAAUAGAGAUCUGAGAAUCCGAGGAUGCUGUCUCGUUAGUGGCGAUUGGGUUUCCCGAAUCACGAACAAUGUCACGAGAUUCACGAUACGCGUAACAAGCCGAUUCGAUUCAUUUAUGCAGUUGAACCAAUUGGAUCCAAAACUGGAUUUGGUCAAAGACAUUUAUUGA